Messenger RNA from Chlamydomonas reinhardtii, 3604 nucleotides. RefSeq lists its product as uncharacterized. Bases 484 to 2835 code for a protein of 783 amino acids. Lineage: Eukaryota; Viridiplantae; Chlorophyta; Chlorophyceae; Chlamydomonadales; Chlamydomonadaceae. The transcript is spliced from 4 exons. The record is from RefSeq and is a predicted model, not a curated record.
UAUAUUCAACUGCUCGUUCGCCCAAGCAAGCACUGCAAGUUUGAAUGGAUGUUCGCACACUCGCGAACCCCAAUAACAGCGUCGAGCACCCAAGCUUCAAUGCUCUAUAAUGCAUGCAGCAUGAUAGUAAUGACUGAAAUAAGAAAUUUGGCAGCGUUGCAGCCAAACCUGGUCAGACUCUCGGUGUGACGCCCACCAGCACUACUGGUUGUACGUCGGGAGUGUGCAACGCGGUGCAGCUUAUAAUGCCCCCCGCUCACUCAUGGAACUCAUACUCCAGCCGCAUAUACUUGAGGCGGGUAGAAGCAUACAAACACCGACUCCAAACACCGACUCCGCGGCAAGAGCCCAUCGCUACGUACCCGCAACUUACAAGCUCGGGACCCAGCUGCGCCGACUGCCAAUAGCCAUUCGCAUUGUAGUCGAAUAGCGUUCAGCAUGAAUACAAAAGGCUCCUGGGCUCGAGCCCAGGGCCUAUGCGCGAUGCUGUUGCUUUGUGGGCUUGCCGUCUCGUCAGCCGCGCGUGUGUCUCUCUACAUGAGUGAGGCCAACAACGUCCUCGACCUUUCAUGGGACAAUGGCCCCAGCAACCUGGAGUCGCAGCUCCGCUCCUUCGGUUUCGACUUGUCCGUUGCCGUGGACCGCCAGCCCCGCCUGACCGGUACCGACGCCUAUGUGAUCCCCGCCCAGCACGGCAGCGCAUUCUACUCGUCUGCUGAGGACAUGUCGGCCGUCUCUAAGUUUGUAGAGAACGGCGGCUUGGUUGUGUUGCUCGGCGGCAAGGCCGAUGCCGACCGCGAUUUCGUCGCCAAGGCGCUGGGCUACCAGGGCUCUUGGUCCGUGUGCAAGCACGCCGGCUGCAACUCCAAGUCGUCCCAGGGCGUGCCGCUGCUGGCGGAGCAGGCUUCCAGCUUCUUCUCGUCCAAGGCCCAGGACGCCUGGCCCGCCUCGCUGGAGGAUGCCAAGACCAUCAGCUUCAACACCUGGUGCCGCCACGAGGACGUUGAGGCCUUCACCAUCCCUCUGUACACCGCUGCUGGUGACGAGAUGAAGGUCGCCGCUCAGGCUUUCGGCAAGGCUGGCGUGUCCGGCGCUGUGGUCGUGCUGGGCUACAGCUGGAAGGAGGGCGCCAAGGCCCGCUGGGGCGAGCUGCUGGAGAAGCUGGUGUCUGACUUCGCCGCCGGUGCCUACGUGGUCCCCGCUCAGGGCAACGCUGACGAGCACCCCGAGGCCGUUGACUCCGUUCUGGAGUCCGCCGCUGACGUGGCCGAUGAGGCUGCCGAGGUGGUGCGCCGCUUCCUGCAGAGCGCCGCCGGCACCUACCCCUCCCCCGCCCCCACUCCUUCCCCCUCGUCCUCCCCUUCCCCUUCCUCUUCCCCCGCUCCUUCUCCCUCGCCCAGCCCCUCGCCGACGGUCAUCCCUUCGCCCAGCCCGCCCUCGCCCCUUCCCCCUAGCCCUCCCCCCCUGCCCCCUGGCAUUGCCAAGGUGGUCGAGGACUUCGUGGUCACUUAUCAGAACCAGACCAUCGGCGACCAGGACCCCGCGGACCUGCAGAAGAACCAGACCGCCAUCAACAGUCUGGUCGAUGACAUCCAGAACACCUACGCGAAGGCCCUGGGCGUCAACGCGACGGCCAUUGUUGUGCGUGGCUUCCUGUUUGUGUACCGCAACGGCACCGUGAUCACCAUCAUGGUCGACACCACCCCCGCCAAGAGGCGCCGCAUGGCUCUGGAGAACGUUGCCAAGGUGUACGAUCGCUCCGAGGUGGCUGACAUGUUCGGCUCUGGCAGCGGUGUGACCGGCCUGAUCCACGAGGGCAGCUAUGCCGCCAACGAGGACGAGAUCAUGGAGAUGCUGGACGCCGAGGCUGCUCUGCCCGCGCUGCUGUACCGCAAGCUGAACGAGAUGAGCCGUCGCGACCUGCAGCAGGAUGACUACUACAUCCAGGUCCUGGUGUCCAUCGUGCAGUUCAUUGAGGUGGCCCUGCCGCCGUCGCCUCCUCCUCAGCCCCCGGUUCCCACUGGCACGGUGCUGCCCCCCUCUCCUCCCCCUACCCCUCCGUCGCCUCCUCCCCGCCCUCCUCGCCCGCCGCCGGUCAACCUGAACGCCAUCGCCGACGCCAUUGGUGCCAACCAGGUCGAGCGUGGCUUCCCUCCCCCAUCUCCUCCUCCCCCGCGCCCCCCCAGCCCGCCCUCGCCCGGCCCCACUGUCAAGUUCCUGAACCUGACCGCGUACGGCACCGUUGGCCCCAACAAGCCCGUUGUCUGGUACAACGACCCCAACUUCUCCUCGCUGGUCUCCAACCUGUCGCCCCUUAACCUGAUCAACCCCUUCAAGCCCAGCUGCCCGCUCAAGUGCGAGGGCUGCCCCUACACCUGGCGCGCCAGCGAUGACAUGACCGUGGUGCCCCUGUUCUUCAGGGACCCCGUCCAGAUUAGCCGCAUCUUCAUCAAGCAGGUCCGCAACUCCGGCGUGGUCAAGGUCCAGUUCAUCAAGUGGACUGGCUCUCCCUCGAACGGCAACUACGCCCCCGACCUCGGCCGCGUGAUCUAUAACGUGACCAAGGACACCACCAAGUGCCAGUCUGUGUUGGCCAUCCGCGUCGGCCCCAAGAAGAGCGGCGUCAACAUGGCCGUGCCCACCGGCGGCAGCCAGUCCAACAUCCAGGGCAAGCUCAAGGACAAGGUCAUUGGCGGCGUUGUCAUCACCAUGCAGCGCCCGGCCGGCUCCGGACCCAACUACGGCCCCUUUGUGGAGUACGUGCGUUUCCAGGGCCGCGCCGUCUACCCCCUGGACAGCAGCAUCUACACCCAGUUCGGCCGCAAGAAGCUCUAAGGAGCCGACUCGCACGGCUUGUGGGCGCAAGCCCCCAGCUUACGAACCUGUAGAGUAGCAGCUCGAGGGAUGUGUGCUUAAUACGCCGAAGAUGGCGCAUUUGUUGAGAGUAGGUCAGUGUGUGGCGCGGUCCAGCGAAGUGGACCUGGCGAAGCAGUGUAAUUUUGUCCGUAGCGCUGUGCGGAAACGCACGGCCCAUCAGGGAGCAUAGGAUAUAUAGGAGCCGAGCACAAGACGGCAAGUGUGACACUGUCGGUGAUGGUCGCACGCAUUGUAUAGGUAGAUGGUUGGGGAGCCAGUCCUAGCUAAUGUAGCAUUUGACCACGUGCAUGCAUAAAUCUGCUGACCACAUUUCUAGACUGGCUGGUGCUUUGAUGUGUUUUGAACGUGGCGGUUACGGAAGCCUACAUGCGAUUGUGAACCCAACCACACGCUUGCAAAGGAUUCAUGAAAUGUUGCUUGAAUGGUUUGUUGUGCCAGUAGCAACGAUGGAAAGACGCUUGAGCUUUGGUGCUGUGCAGGUAGGGGCGAAGUAGACCUCUACUCAACCUGUGGUGGUAGCUGCGCCAGUGUGACCUUAGUGCAUCUCCUCCACCACCUGCAAGCACUCUCCAUGAUAAACGACCUGCACCUUGCACGCAUGGCGAGUGCAUGGGUGCAAUCAGUGCAGAUCACGCACCCCACACCAUUCAUCGGUUUGAAUCGGAUUCGGCAUGCAAGGUCUGGUUUUAUGCGCCGGCCAAUGCCAACUUUGUAAGGCAGGAUGCGA